This is a messenger RNA of Chaetomium strumarium, 1425 nucleotides long. RefSeq lists its product as uncharacterized. Bases 1 to 1425 code for a protein of 474 amino acids. Gene Ontology annotation, molecular function: oxidoreductase activity. Lineage: Eukaryota; Fungi; Ascomycota; Sordariomycetes; Sordariales; Chaetomiaceae. The record is from RefSeq and is a predicted model, not a curated record. The transcript has 6 exons.
AUGGCCUCCGUUGCGGAUCUCCCGUACAAGAUGCACGUCACCCCGGACAACACGGGUCUCUGGCGCAUUAAGCAGACCGACGAGGCAGCCAAGAAGGCCUCGGAGCUGUUGCAGGAGGACAUGGAAAAACACCACGUCUUCUUCAACAACGAAGGCUUCCACAACCACAUCCCACACCACCUCCUGGCCCUCUACGGCACCGGCGCGGGACCAUCCCACCUAGCCCAAGCGUACCACAACAACGCAAGCUACCAGCGGCCGGCCCUGCCGCCACACACCUCCCAGCCCGGUGCGCCGCCGCUUGACUUCCGGCCCUUCCCCGCCGCGGCAGCGCCCUAUUUCGGCCGCGAAGAGUACUACCCGGACUUCCUGCGCUUCUUCCAGGACGAGAUCCGCAACCUCGGCAGCUGGCAGGCCGUGGUGGGCCGCUAUGUCCUGGGGAUUGGCGGCCGGGACGGCGACGAGCAAAAGGCCGAGGGCGGGGGGGAGGAAGAGCCGAUGCUGACGCGGCUGUUCGCGGGGUUUCUGCACCCGCUGAUCCAGCUCAUGUACGGCGUCGAGUGGAACCAGGAGGCUGUCGUGGCCGAGGGGCUUGCGCAGGCUGCUGUGCACAGCGGGGAUAUUGGGGCGUAUCUCUUGGGGGCCGAGAAAAGGGCGGCGGCCAGGGAGAGUCUGGACUCUACUACUACUACUACUACUAUUGGAGAAGGAGGAGUGAGGGUGGCGGACUUGUUGGAGGAGGUUAAGAAGCACGGGAAGCUGGCGGUUGCGGCGAGGAUGGAGGACGCGAAUAAGAUCCGGGAUGGGGUGCUUGCGCGUGCCGGGGAGGAGAUGAUUGAGCUUGCGGCCAGGGUGAGGGUGCGGCCGGACGAGGUGGAGGAGCGGACGGCCGAGAUGUUCAAUACGGCGCUGUACGUGGCGGCUGCGGCGGCGCUGGUGAAGGAGGGGAAGCGGCCCAAGUUUGAUUUCUUUUUGAUGCACCACGUGAACGCCAGCCCCAUCUUCGUGACGCUCAUUGCCGCGGAUUGGAUUCCGGCUGAGACCAAGGCGCGUCUUAUCGAGUGGAAGAUCAGGAUGGACUUGCUCCAGUAUGCCGCGCGCGGAGUGCCGGAGCUGUCGGUCGAGAAGCUGGCGAGUUACCAGCCCCAGAAGCCGCAUGCUGGAGGGUCACUGCCCGAAAUCAUCGCCCGCCUGCAUACCUUCCCCGACGACGGACAUGCCAUCAAGCUGGGUAGGGCGACGGGUGUCUGCCACAACAUCUGCAGGAAGUAUGAAGACGAAGGCAAAGAUUGGCUCAAAGUAAAGGGCGAGGAUAUGUGGAAGAGAGUCAGCCACUUGGUCGUCGACUCGGUUGAGGCGCCCGGCCCACACUGGGUGCGCAGUUGUGGCUUUGACGAAGCCUGGAAGGAUGUCCCGGACGCCUAG